UCUGUUCAGGAAAAGGAUGGGAGCGGCAUGGCACAGGAUGCUUUCUAUCUUCAGUCACUUAUUACUAAUACAUUCCAUGAUGAAGGAUUUCAGAAAAUAAAAGAAUAUUUUCGACAGAGAGAGCGCCACGUUCCUCAAAAAUAUAAUAAUCUUUUGUUACACCAUCUUGACAGAUCAAUAAAUAAGGAGCUGGAUAAAAAUAAAUUUCAGUGUGCUUCACUCUUGCUGAAAUGUGUUCAGCGAUUCUUCAUUGAUGGCCUCAAAGAAGACGAGCCUUUGCUAAUUCAGCAGGGACUGAUCCCAAAGAUGGUUUCCUGGUUUGAAAGAACAACAGGAUUUCUGACCAUGACAGACCUAGCCUCGGACACAUAUCUGAUUAAUGUGACAGAAGACUUUUUUGACACAGCCUUGAUUAUUUCCAGAAGUAGUAGUAAAGGGAAAAGUCAGAUGUUGGGUUCCUUCAUACUUACCUUAGGAUUUCUGGUGACAGAAGAGAGUGUAAAUCAUUUGAUCCAGCAGGAGGCACUGAAGACCUUGAACUGCAUUUUGCAAGGUGUACCUCGGGAAGAGAGAAAACAACUUGUCUUGUCGGAAGGCUCGUGUCGUCUUAUGAAAGACCUUGCAAGGACAAUCUUGACUGUGGGUGAUUAUGACCAGCAGGUGGCUCUUUGUGAAGCAUUGUGUAGACUGACCAUGAAAAAAUCAAGGGAAAACUUUGUCCAUCAGUGGUUUGAAGAUGAUACCAUUGCUGAGGCUUUCAAAGAAAUUAAAGAUCGAGAAUUUGAGACGGAUUGUAGACGGUUUCUCAAUCACCUAAAUGACAGACUUGGUGACCAAAGAAGGGUCUAUUCAUUUCCAUGCAUUGCUGCUUUUGCUGAUGAGUUUGAGAUGAGAAAACCUGCAGAUGAAAAAUUAGAGAAAUUUUGGAUUGAUUUCAACCUAGGAACUCAGAGUGUAACUUUUUAUAUAAACAAUCCUGAGAGCGCUUUAUGGGACUCAGUAAGACUUUUGAAGGAAGCAGUGAUUAAUUUCAGCAUAAUAGAAACUGAGAUGAAGAUGCUCAAAAUUUACCUGAAGAAGCCUAUUAAUAUCAGAAACAAAGAAGUGAUGAAAAUAGAAGUUCAUUUUGAAUUGCAAUUCAACAUAGCACAAACUUCCAUUAAAGCUUUAGGAGAUGACAAACAGGUGAGGCCUGACCAGACGAAAAUCUCCUCAGACCUUCUUGGUGAGUUUGAGAAAGAAGACACUGAGAUUCCUAGCAGCCACGAAAGAGAGACAGACCAAGCAAAGGAAUCUACCGAGCUGGCAGAGUUAACCAGUGCUGAAGAUAACCAUUGCCUAACAACUCUCCCUUUAAAUAACCAGUCUGAGCCUACCUUUAAUUAUAGGAAACACCUCUUCUCGGAGAGUAAUGAAGAUUCAAGUACUAGUGCCAGUGAACUGUCUUGGACCAGUAACCAAAAAAGGAAAUCCCUAAAGUCAUAUCCUAGUAGAAAAAAGAUAAGAACCAGAAGUAACAUAAAAACCUUGCCACUUUUCCCCCUCAGUAGUGGCAGUGACCUUGAGAAAGAUGAAGCUAAAAUUCUAACACCAUUACGGAAAGAUACCUCCAGGCAAAAUAAUGUCACACCUCCAAAAAUUUCUGGAACGAAAUUUCAGAGUAGUUCUGCCUUUUUAACUCCUGAAGAUUCUGCCCAGAAGAUAGAACUUCAAAGUCCCCACCCACCGAGCGAUCUCUCUUCCUUGGAGCACUCAGAUGUUGAAGAAAAUGUAUCUGAGACUGUGACCCAAGAGUCAUUGGUGAAAAGUACUGGCUUCAAACAUAAACUGCAAAACUUGGAAGACAGAGACAGAGCAGAUGGUCAUCUCACUAAGUGGAAACAGUCGCGACUGGAAGAAGGUGAUGCUCCAGGAUGCCUUUCCUCAGUGGCAGAAGAAACAGACUCGGCAGAAGGCAUUUCUACCUCAUCCUUAAAAGUUAUUCCAGAGAACUUGAAAGGUUCUUCAAUGAUCACCACCUUUGAAAACUUCACUAGAGAACUGAAAAGAAAAUACGAGCUUAGGUACAGAAGGAGCCCACUUUAUUCAGAAACUGCAAAGCAAGCACCAGAUUGCCUAAUAAAACUUUUAAACCAGAUACAUCUGUGCAGACUGAAUAAACUAGAACAGUUUCACACUUUUGUUCUUCAAGAGCUGAGCAAUCUUGAGAAGGAUAUUGGGGGUCUGCAACGCCUUGAGGAGGAUGUUCUGGAAUUUUGGGGGAAACAGUCUGAUGAUCUGAAAUCAUUCUGUGAACUGCAGCUGCUGAGACUUCAAGCUCCAACAUCGGACCUGACGACAACAGCCUUGCAGAGGCUGCUUAAUCACUCGCACAGCUGUGGUGUGCCCACUGGACAAGAGCUCUUUGAGCAGAGACCUUGUCUGAUCUCUUCACCAUUUUAUUCCAAACCCUAG
Molecule: messenger RNA, 2454 nt
Organism: Lipotes vexillifer (Yangtze River dolphin)
Lineage: Eukaryota; Metazoa; Chordata; Mammalia; Artiodactyla; Lipotidae
Gene: SYCP2L
Product: synaptonemal complex protein 2 like
Exons: 28
Coding region: 28-2454 (808 amino acids)
Biological process (GO): mitotic G1 phase; meiotic nuclear division
Cellular component (GO): condensed chromosome, centromeric region; lateral element
Source: RefSeq, a predicted model, not a curated record